UAUAUAAUGGAUAUAAAAAACAUUUUCUGUCAGCAUGAAGUAGCAUUAAAAAUAAAGCCUCGGUGUCAAAUGUUUAACACUUUUACAAUUACAGUGUGCAUGAAUACAAAAGACUAGGAAAAGGAUGCUGACAGCCAGAUGAUGCGAUUGUGUUAAAAAAAAUCAUUGUGGAAUAAUUCGUAGACAGCCCGCCUCUCGGCAAGGGCUCCUCGUGGAAUGGCAUUGCGAUUCUAGUCCGGUUUAUUCGAUCCGCUAGUCCUGCACAUUUACCGGCCUCGUCCGUCUCCCAUUGGAGGCGCGGCGCGUCACCGUGAGGGCGGAAGGUGCCGUGGUCCACACAGCCGUGCGCAGGGGAGGCUGAGGGUGUCGCCCAGCAGCGUGCCGACUUAUUGGAUAGGCCUCCGCGUUGUUGCUAGGGGCGUGGGUCGUGCCGUGAAAUAUACCCCAGUUGCCCCUACACCUCGAUGAGCCGAAAUUUUCGAAGACGAGAGACGCGCCGACGAGGAACUGAGGGGAACCGUGGCGCAGUGAGCGUAAUCUGAUAAGCGCUCCGUGUCCACCCUGCGCUCACCCGACAGGACGACGACAGGAACGGCAGCUGAGUGCGGAUGGUUGAACAGACAAUGCGGAGAUGCUGAGGACACCUUUUUUGGGGAGCCGAUUCAGGGUUUCACCCGAAACACCUGCUGUCUUCGCACCAGCCGGAGGGUCGACGGGCGUUCGGGGGAUGACAGCUGCGCACUUGGACGUCCCGUGAUGCGUCUCUGGAGGGAUUAAUACGUGGCACAGCAUAAACACCCUGGCCCUGUCCGCCGAAGGCCAGGGACCUGUCUGCGGGAGAAAUCACAUGCUUUCUUUCAGUAUGCGCCGGGGAGAGGACCUUAUGCAACGCGGAGAGAGAGGACAAAAAUGUGUCUUCGUGAGCUCAUAGGUUGAACUGGCAAUGACAACGUCAGGCUUAACUUGAAACGCUCAGUGCUGUACUGCAGCAAGGUGAGAGGCGGCAUCCUGGCGCGCAGCCUCCCCGCUUGGCGAUUCAUCGGGAUGCUUAGUGUGCUGAACAAACCCAAGGCGUGAGGCCGUCCACCCUGCGUCGGCGAACUGCGUCACUGCCUGCGAGGAGGCUGUUGCAGGUAGGCAGCAAAACUGGCCCACCCGGGAGAGGAGCAUGCUCAUCAUCCUCCCUGUCGCCGGUGAGUGUGAAACAAUCUGCCGGGCAUGGAGUCGGUGGACGACCCAAGCAAAGACCCGCCACUGGGAUCCACAUUUUCCUCAGAGCCAAAUUUAGACUCGGACGUCAAUGCAAAUGCCUGCAGGUCUAUUUGUGAAAACGGCACGGACCACAAUGUCAACGUACAGAACGCAGCCCCGCGGGGGGCCAGCGACCCCAGCAUGUAUCCCCCCACCGACUACCAGGGGCUCAUCCGCCAGAGGUUCAUCCGGAGGAGCCUGUGGGUGUCCGACGCGGAGGAGCAGCCGGUGGACACCACGCCGGAGUGCGCCAACAGCAGCGCGGUGCUCAACAUUGACCUGCGGACCAUCGUGGACCGGACUCGCAGCCGGGGGCGUCACGGAGGCCGGCCGGGCCUGCAGGAGACGUCCGGCACGGAGAGCCGGGCGGAGCUGGAGGAGCGCGCCACGGAGCGCGUGAGCGCGCACGAGGGGAAGGCAGAGGGAAGGGAGCCGGAGCCGGAGCCCGAGGUCGAGCCCGAGGUCGAGGUCGAGGUCGUGCCCCCAGAUGUCGCGGGCAAAGCAGGAAGUGACGAGAACGAAGAGGAGCCCGGCACGAAGGCGGUGUCCACCUCACCCGGGGGGCGCUUCCUCAAGUUUGACAUUGAGCUGGGCAGAGGGUCCUUCAAGACGGUCUACAAGGGUCUUGACACUGACACCUGGGUCGAGGUGGCGUGGUGUGAACUCCAGGAACGGAAGCUGUCUAAAGUUGAGAGACAGAGGUUCAAAGAGGAGGCUGAGAUGUUGAAGGCUCUCCAGCAUCCCAAUAUUGUGCGAUUUUAUGACUUCUGGGAAUCACCGGUGAAAGGGAAGAAGUGUAUCGUUCUGGUGACAGAGCUAAUGACCUCAGGGACACUAAAAACGUAUCUGAAGCGCUUCAAGGUGAUGAAACCUAAAGUUCUUAGGAGCUGGUGCAGACAGAUUCUCAAAGGCCUCCACUUUCUCCACACAAGGACUCCUCCAAUCAUCCAUAGAGACCUCAAAUGCGACAACAUCUUCAUCACUGGCCCCACAGGCUCUGUCAAGAUCGGAGACCUGGGCCUGGCAACACUAAAGAGGGCCUCCUUCGCUAAAAGUGUUAUUGGCACUCCAGAGUUCAUGGCCCCAGAGAUGUAUGAGGAGCACUAUGAUGAAGCUGUGGAUGUCUAUGCCUUUGGGAUGUGCAUGUUGGAGAUGGCCACUUCAGAAUACCCCUACUCCGAGUGUCAAAAUGCUGCACAGAUCUACCGUAAAGUCACCAGUGGGGUGAAACCUGCUAGCUACAGUAAAGUCAGUGACCCUGAAAUUAAGGAAAUAAUCGGGGAGUGUAUCUGUCACAGAUGGGAAGAAAGGUACUCCAUCAAGGACCUCUUGAAUCAUGCCUUCUUUGCCGAGGAUACUGGCGUGAGGGUGGAGCUCAAUGAAGAAGAUGAUGGGAAGAAAUCAUCCAUUGCUCUAAAGCUGUGGGUCGAGGAUCCUAAAAAGCUGAAAGGAAAAUACAAGGACACGGGUGCCAUUGAGUUUACCUUUGGAUUGGUGAAUGAGGUCCCAGAGGUUGUCGCCCAAGAAAUGGUCGAAUCAGGGUUUUUCCUGGACUGUGACGUGAAGAUUGUCGGAAAGUCAAUCCGAGACCGCGUGGCUCUCAUCAAAUGGAGGAGGGAGCGGACUGUCUCGUCAGGAAAUGGCGAGACGCAGCAGAACCUGCUGCAGGUGCCCAGUACCGGUGUACCACAGGGAGCCACAUUAGCUACAACCGAUUAUGAAGACCAAGAGGUGGAGCAGCAGACCCUGAGCUGCACUGUGCCAGCCACCACAUCUACAACAUCUGACAGUGGAGGGAGCUCUAUCAUGCAAUUAGAUGAUCUAAACCAUCAUCAAAAUGGGACCUACCAGUCUCCUCCAGAGUCAAUUUCCACAGCUCAGAUGAUUUACAGUCCUCCUGCACAGGCUGACCCUCAGCUGCGCCAGGGGCCCUACCAGCAACCCACAGCACAGGCCGUACAUGAAAACUACACACAAGCAUCCACACAUUUACACCAGGGAGCCUACCAGCAGACUACAGGUCAACUGCAUCCUGGGGCUUAUCAACAAACUGCGGCACAAACGUACCAGUCUCAAACAACAGUUUCUGCUCCACCUACGCCAGCUCCCACUGUGCUCCAUAGUCGACAGACAGCACAGAGCUUCCCAGCCGCAGCCCCCGCUCUGCAGACGCAGCCCGGCCAGGAGCAGUGCCAUCUUCAAGCAGCUGCUGUCCUGCCCCAGUUCCCCUCACUAUAUCCUGUUGUUCAAACAGGGGGCCACAUGCCAUAUCCCUUCUCCUCAGCCCCUUUGCCAUCUGCCUACAGCAGCAGUGGCCCUUCACUGUCUAGCACCUACUUCUCACCUUCACCCCACCGUCCCUCCCUUCCUCUGACCCCUCAUGCUGCCAUGCCCUCUAUACCUGCUCUUGGCACCCCUCAGACCCCUCUGUCCACACCUCAACACAUGUCCGUUGUGGCACUCCCAAUCCCGCUUCUUACCAUGACCAUGCCCCCUGCACUGCCCCAGCAGCAGGGCGGCUCCCAUACCACCCAUCCCUCACCUCUCUCCCAGGUACGAACCACCCCAUACCCCGCCCCCCACCCUGAGCUGGAACUGGCUGACCAGCCUGUCCAGGUACAGAUGAUUGUUCCACAGGCGAAUUUGGGAGAUGUUCAGAUUUUGGCUCCAGUCCACCCUGUCUUUCCUGCUGGUCAUACUCCUCUCUGGGGAAGCAGGGUCGAUGCAGAAACUACUGCAGCUGGUCUGGACUUAACUGUGGCUCCUACAGUUCAAUCUCCAGUUCCAGCCCCAGCCUCAAUCUCAGUCUCAACUACAGUACAAGUUGAAGCCCAAGCACCGCCACAAACUCCACCACUGGUCUCAGCACAAAACCAACCACCAGCCAUGUCUCAACCUCCAGCUUCAAUCCCAACUUCAGCCCCAAAACAGGUUUCAAUAGCAGCACCAGCUCCUGCCUCAGCCCCAGUUACAGCACCAGACACAGCUUCUGUCAUCGCUUCAGUCCAAGCUCCAGUUCUGCUGCCUGCUGGCAUCCAGACAGCCGUCUCUUUGCCUGAGUGUGCCAGCCUGGUCUCAACUCAGCAAAACCUCGAAACAACAUAUGCAUCUAACACCCAUCAACCAGAGUUCAGUGUAGAGGAUGUGCUUCAGGACAAACCAGUAUCUUUACCCAACUACGCUUAUGACAGUCUUAACUCUGACGUGACCUCUGGUAAGGAAACAAGUGAUGGCUAUGACAGCUUGGCUAGUGUGGGGAAGGGCGACGGAAAACCCAGGAAACACCACCGCAAGUCUGCCCGUACACGUUCUCGGCAAGAAAAGACCAGCAAACCCAAACUCAGCAUGCUCAAUGUUUGCAACACUGGCGAUAAAAUGGUUGAAUGUCAGCUGGAGACUCACAACCACAAAAUGGUGACAUUUAAAUUCGAUCUGGAUGGAGAUGCUCCAGAGGAGAUUGCCACUUACAUGGUGGAGAAUGGCUUCAUCCUGCUGUUAGAGAAGGAGAUCUUCAUUGACCAGCUAAAGGACAUUGUGGAUAAAGCUGAGGACAUGCUGAGUGAAGACAUAGAGGGCGAAAGGGCCUCCACCCUGAGCUGCAGUCCUCAACAAGGCCAGAUGUCUGAGGGGCUAGUGGGAGAGAGUCAGCAGCUUGGAGCACCUCAGCCUGUCUAUCAGCAGAAUGUUCUUCAUACAGGGAAGAGAUGGUUCAUAAUCUGCCCUGUAGAAGAGACACCCACAUCCAGCCAGGAGACCCCAUCUGACGGCACGACCACACAGUCUCCUGGGAGUUCAACCACUACCCAGCCUGCUGACAGUGGCACUGCAAGGCCAUCUGCAUCCAGAGAAGAGGGUUCAUCUUCUACAAUGUCUGGUGGAAGUGGCGGCUUCUCCUAUGAAGUGUAUGGAUUCUGUAGUCCUCCAAUAAUGUCCAACACAGACCCACUUCUUUUGGCCACUCUGUCCCCUCCUGUGUCUGCUCCCCCAACCCUUCAGUCGGUGUCAUCAGUGGAGCCUGCUGGCAGCUCUGUGCACCCAAGUGUGCAUCAGGCUCGGCCAGCCAGGGCUCAGACUUUGCCCCCGUCAUUCCCACAUACGUCUUUCCCAGUGGAUGAGUCACAGGGAUCCCCUCUGGGCCCCGUGUCCCCGAGCAAUGCUACUCGGCAGAUCCCGGAAAUGACAAGUCCUGUGUCUUUGGCUGAAGAGAUUCCCUGCUGCCCUCUGGUCAUGCCACUAUCUCUGGAUGUGAGCGGUUCACAGGGUGGGUCUCCUCUCACCCCACUUCCACUACAGGAUCCAGAUCCAGCCAAAGAGCCGAUGUCUGUCUCGUACGGCUCCGCAGCACGAAGCGAGCGGCCGCAGCAGCCUGUAGUGCUCCACCAGCCUUUUUCCAGCAUGGGAGGAUCCAAAGUGUCCUCACUACCCCAGAGCCCAGCGCCAUCCCAGCACGGUGCAGGGCCCGGUGAGUCAGACGGCGAAGGACGGCUUGGCCGCGGGGGCUUCGUGGACAGCACCAUAAAAACACUGGACGAGAAACUAAGGAACUUGCUCUACCAGGAAUAUGCUCCCAUGUAUCCGUCAGGCAGCACUGCAGAGACACCAGGCUCCUGCACCGAGUACAUCCAGUCUCCUCCUGGUCCAGACAGCGCCACAGGAGGGUCAGGAAACAGCACGCCAGGGCCGAUGGGGGAGGGACGCUACAGGGCCGGAGAACAGCUGCCUCAGAUUCCAGAGAGGAUGGAUAGUUUGAGCACACUGAGUGACUCAGCUGUUUGUGCUUCCAUGUCAAGAAGACACGUUCCUCAUUCUGCUUCCUGCUCUGGAACAAGAGGUCGAUUUAAGAUCAUUUCUGUACCUCCGGAAGUGGCCAACAGACGAGAUGUGAAACAAAGAAGCUGGAGCAGCGCUGCCUCACCGGCACACCCUAUGAGAUACAGUCAGGACCAUGUUCAGGCUGAGGCCAUGGUUACUUCCACCACAAUUGGCCGUUUCUCUGUGGUUAGCACUGAGGACGACAUUACACAGAGAACACGCUGCAGCCGCUACUCUGCCCCGCCUGAUUUCUACCUGGACACCCCUCCUUCCAUGGCCAAGCGGGGCUCCCUCCCUCGUGCCCUGACCUCGACCUCGGUCCCCGUGGACAUCACGGUCCACGCACGCUUCCUCUCCUCGGACUCAGGGGCUGAGAGCAGCCCUGCAAAGCUGGCUCCUGCCACCCCAUCUCAACAUACUCGCUCUGAGCGCAGAGGAAGUGACCUCAUGAAGAGGGCAGUGGCCUUCCUCCGUCGCUCAGGCCGCAGCAGCAGCGUGCAGAGCUCUGACUCACCAAGCAGGCAUGGAGGCGUCCACGGCUCAGCCUAUGGCAGCAGUGAUAACGACUCGGAGAUGGAGGAUUCUGACAUGAAGAGGGAACUAACGAGACUGAGGGAGAAACAUCUGAAAGAGAUCUCUGAGCUGCAGGCCCAUCAGCGGGGAGAAGUGGAACUGCUAUAUCAUCGGCUUGGCAAGGCCCCUCCUUCCGGCCUGGGUCUCUCACACGCUGCACCUCAUACCAGCCGUAGAAAGAGGUCAACCAAGCACAAGCUAAAGCCUGGAAAACUUCUCAGCCCUCUGGUUCAACAAUUUAGAAAUGUUACAACCAAAACGAGUGACUCCAGCAGAAACUCUGCUGCUGCAGGUGCAGGUGAGCCUGCAUUGAGUUUAAAUGGCUCUCCAGCCAAAGGGUCUUUCCCCACUCCACGGUCGUGCACGAGCCACAUUCCCAGCUCAACCUCAGAGCCUGUGCAGACUCAGCAGCCCUGUUCCCUCAAGGGCUCUUUGUCUUCUGAUAAUAUUUACGCUGGACUUCAAGGAGACGGUACCAGCGCACAAGCUCCACCCGGACAAGGCUGGUCUAAUUACCCUCAACCAUCUGAGAGAGUGACCUAUAAAUCCAGUAGCAAGCCACGAGCUAGAUUUCUCAGUGGGCCUGUGUCUUUGUCUAUCUGGUCAACACUGAAGCGACUGUGUAUUGGCAAAGAGCGAGGCAGCAGGUCUGCAGCCGGAUCAGGGACUUUCAAUCAAUCACAGCAGCCGCCCACCGGUGCCACACCUCCGCCUCCUCCUCAUCAGCCAGUGAUGGGACUGGCCCAAGCUCAGGCUAAUAACAGCAACAACAAGACAGGCACAUACACUGGCGCAUCCAUGGGUGCCAGUGAAAAAGACCUGCCUGAAGACUUGCAACGGCUGAUGGACGACUGGGCCCAGGAGGUUCUUAUUGUCACCCACAGGCCACGAACCAGCUCUCUGAGCAUCAGUGGGCAGCAGUUGUGGGAUCAGGUCGUGCAGCGAACACACAGACAACUGGCUAGUGCUUCCUUUGUAUCUUCAUGGACAACCUCUGGUCCAGACACCUGCACUCUGCCCCUGUCAUGGCCGGACAGCCCCGGGUCAACAAUGGUGAUCACGGGGCCCCAUCAUCAGCCCUACUCUCCUGCUCCAUUCGGGGCCUUGUCCUCCUUCCCUCUCCCUUCAGGAGUUUUUGCCUUUCCUGUUGUGCCCUCUGCCCCAGAUGCCCCCAGCCCAACCCUGGCUCCAUCAUAUCAGCCGCCCGACCCCAAAGCCAGGACUCUAUAACCUGAGUAGCAUUGUCUCUUCCGACUCUAUUACCAAAAAGAAAUAUCAUUAUAGUUCUAGUCAAUUUUAUGUGCAUAUACUGUAUAUAUUUAACCAGCAUGUAUGUAACCAUAUGUACAUACUCUCUAUUCCAAAUUUUUAUGUUGUUUGUUUCAUUUGCAUCAACAUACCUCAUGUCCACACAGUACAUAAACUUUGUGUGUGGUGUAUUGGUAGUAGUGCAUUCAAAGUUGCACAGUGUAUAUAGCUCAGUUGGGCUUAAAAGUGCAGAUUUUUGUCAUUGCUUACAUACGAUACGUUUCCACUCACAGAAUGUACAUAAUGUACUGUCCAUUCAUACCUUGUUUUUGUAAAUAGUUCAUGUUUGUGUUGCUCAUGUCACUCCUAUAGAUAAGCUGACGUGUGUGUGUAUAUAUGAAUUCUUGUUUGUACAUAGCUCCUGUGUUUGUACAGACAACAUUGGGUGACCUGUAGGUUGGUGCUGCAGCUACGUGUCUUAAUGCAACACCUCAUUAGCCACCAUCAUGCCGUCACUGUGAAGACUUGACAUCCUGGCCACUAGGACCGGUUGCUUUACUCUGUUCUCUGUCCAAGGACGGAUUUCAUUUUUCAUCGAUGAAAUGCUUCCAGCACAAGCGCUUGAAAUAUCCUUAAGAGAUUUGAUGGAACUUGAACUUCAUCUUCAGGUGAAACAAACACCUGCGAGAGUGCCUUGAAUUGCAGUUUCAGUUUUCCGAAGAAAAGAAUUUAGAUUCAAAGCAGACACUAGAUAUAUAUAUAUAUAUAUAUAUAUAUAUAUAUAUAUAUAUAUAUAUAUAUAUAUAUAUAUAUAUAUAUAUAUAUAUAUAUAUAUAUAUAUAUAUAUAUGCUUUUCACUUUCAAAGGUAAAUUAUGUGAUUUGAAUAAUGAAUGUGGGAUUAAAACAUAUUUAGUUAAGCAACUGAACAUAGCAUAAUCUGGCCAUGCUGCAGCUCAUUAAAUAUCAAAGAUUGUAAGAAAAGAUCCAAAACUGCAAUAGGUUAUAUAAAAUCUUGACUGUGAUUCUUUUUUCUUUGUUCACUGAAGAUAGUUUUUUGUGGGAUUGCCCUACCACCUGCACCACAGCCUGCAUUAAUACACUGAUAUUCUGAAUGUGCACAGGUGGAUGUGGUGAGCUGCAGGAGGAAGAAACUGUCAUUGAAACCACACGACAAGGAGGGCUGAAGGACUCGACAGACGAGUCAAAAUCUUGAUCAUCCCAUACCUCUACUAAUGCAGUCUGUAGCUUUAUAUAUUGUUGCCUUUGUGGUUCAUAAGAGACUACUGUGUGGUUGGUUGUUGUUUGAUAAAUGCUGAUGGUAUAAGGAUGUUACAGGCACGGCCGUGAAGAAUGUGAAUCAAUGAGUGGCCACACGUUAUUUGCAUAUUGAAUAAGUUUUGUCAAUUGUGAUUAUCAGACGAUGGCCCCACACAAUCAUCUGGCUCAUACAGCAAACCCUAUGUAUUCUGGCUGGCUUAAUUCAAAGAUCUCCAAAAACUAUUGCACUAUCACCGUUACAAUCAUUUCAAUAGCACAGCCUCAAAAGCAACACUUCCACUUCCCCUCUGAAGAAUAGCUUGUUGAAUGCAUCAGCGUUUUGAUGUAUUCUGUGAAAAAACUAAAUAGUGGCAAAAUACUAUGUAGUUAAGAGGAAGGAUGGAUAUGAAUGAGUCAGAAGGUUCUUCAAAACGGAGACUGAACUUAACAAUACUGUUAUUUUGAACUAUUUGUGUCUUAUCUGUCUCAUCUCAUUUUUUUAAAAAUUAAAUUGGAAUCAAGACAUUUAGUAAGAGGCUUCAACACUACUGGGGUCUCACAAGAGAAGGAUACAGGGAUAUUCUGACUUUUUAGUUUUUAGACAUCUUAGUUUUUUUUGUUUUUUUAUUUUGCUUUUUUCCACAGCACAUUAGACAGCAGUUUGCACAGGCUUAGUGGUGCUCCCUGUGGUGAGUAAACUGAACUUUAUGUGCAAAUUCCACCAUGUUUACAUAAUGUACCCUGUAUUUUGAUUUAAACUGAAUAUUUGUCCUGAAGGCACAAUUUCUUUCAUGAUUACAUUUUUUUUCUUGUGAAGAUUUCCUAAGCAGCUACUUUCCUUGUGCUUUCCACAGUAGUUAGAUCUCUCUAAUGCCAUGAAAAGUAGUUGUCUGUUUGCUUUUACCUGCUGCAUCAGCUGUUUUCCCAACACUUUCCUGACCUCGUCAGAUCGAUACUCUUUCAGAAACGCUGUACAUACUUGAAGACAGUGAUAGAAAAUUAAUAAAUUCAUUUUUGCUUGAAACCAUA
Molecule: messenger RNA, 10171 nt
Organism: Scophthalmus maximus (turbot)
Lineage: Eukaryota; Metazoa; Chordata; Actinopteri; Pleuronectiformes; Scophthalmidae
Gene: wnk2
Product: WNK lysine deficient protein kinase 2
Exons: 29
Coding region: 1219-7866 (2215 amino acids)
Biological process (GO): monoatomic ion homeostasis; protein phosphorylation; intracellular signal transduction
Cellular component (GO): cytosol; cytoplasm
Molecular function (GO): ATP binding; chloride channel inhibitor activity; protein serine/threonine kinase activity
Source: RefSeq, a predicted model, not a curated record